UAAUGACAACUCUUCCGGUAUAGUCUGGAUUACGCGUUCAUACACAUCACUAGGUAUUGUUUUUCGAAUAUGAAUGAAAGUCUGAAAUCAGACUACAGGUGAGACGAAUGUGUCAAGAUGUCAAAAAACCACUCAGUCGCCUGAUGAAAACGAUUCUCUUUUUGCACAUUUUGCUGAAUAUCGUGUUCGGAUCGCCGAAGAUAUUGUUAAACUUUGAUUCUAGACUUCCAUUUUGAAUCAGAUGUGAUAAAUAAUCCAAAGAAUGUGACAACAUGGCUGCCAGUGUGGCUGUAACCAAAGUGCCGGCCACACAGCCUAGCAACCAGAAGCCAGCAGUGCAUGAUGGGAAGACUGAUAGCAACUCACCUGUACCUUCCAGUGACCUAACCAGCGGCCCCAGCAGCCCCACUACCACGCCGGACAUGAUGUCCGAGAACACGUCGGCCAUUUCAGGAUCACAGCAGGACGAUCUCGACCACAGCAGGGGUGGUAGUAGUGGUCCCCCCGUGCACAGUGGGAAGUCCGCCAGUCCUAGGGAGGAUGUUGGCAAGAAUGACUCUGCACUGCCAAACGGAGAUUACAACUCCAGCCAGACUGGAAGUGCCUCCAACAGCAUCACUUCCUGUUAUUGUCCAGAGGGGCCUCGUAGCCGGCCGGUGCCUCCGCAUAAAAAUCCCCGUCCCACUCCGCGCAAGCCUCAGCCGAGAGCAACACCGCCAAAACUGCCACCCAAACCUCCGCAUUUGCUCCAGCUGAGGUCGCCCAGUUCUGACAAUUUGAUGGGCCGUUCAAACCGUGACAAAGACCCACAGGGUAGGGACAAGCGGUCACAGAGUGUCAGUGUCGUCGGUGCUCAUAAUUCACCUCCAAGAGAGGACGUACAAGCGACCAAACCUUUCAAACAUCCCAUCCCCACUCCGAGGAAAUCAUUGCCGAACCUUUUCCAAGACCUCAGUUCUGCAGAUAUAAAGAGCCUUGAGCAAUCUGGUACACGUGUUGGGGCACAAAAACAAAACUCCAAAAUGACAGCCUCAAGCUCCGAGGCGUCCUAUCCCAAAUCACCAUCUCAUCAACGGGGAGAACCACUCAGCCCGAAUUCGCAAUCUGGUCCCAGCUCACCUGUCAACAGACAAGAAAUGGGGAGGAAAAAGACUAAGACAACUCAGCAUGUGCGCGUCCGAGAGAGGGCGGCAAUCUUUGAGAAACUGAUCGAAGUAGAGACCUCCAGGAACCGCGACUCACAGAUCAGUGAGCCAAGGUCCAGAACUUCAUCCAGGGCAUCUGACGUCAACGAAACGAGUGUCAUCCCUAAGUUAUCCAACACCUCUGGCAGUAUGUCUAGAAGCCGUGAUAAACAUCAUUCCUAUGUUAAUAUUGAGCUACAUGACAACACCGUUUUGCCCGAGAACGUCUCGCCAAGAACAGAUGCAUCUGCGGAAGAUGAAACUGUUUCUGUGGCAUCUGUGUCCUCAGACGACCUAUUUAUGUCACCCCAGUCGAGCAUCAAAAAUCGUCCACGCCGUCCCCCGUCGCCGAAUCUGUCAGAAGAUGAGCACACUGAGGACUCAAGAAUUUCAAACAGAAGGUCAAGCUUCACGUACACCGACGUUGUCCUUCCUAAUGAAAGUACCUUCAAGAAAACCGAGGAGUCGAGUGUUUCACAAAGAGAUACUGAAGACACAUACAUCGUCACCACAGACUCUGAUGCUGGGGAUUCAGGGUACACAGAUGUCGUCAUUCCUGAUUCAGUUUCAUCACAGAACAUUCAGAAGUCAAACGUUUCCCAAUCAAAUUCCAAUAUAAUUAUCAUUCCAAAGUCAAAUGCAAAUACCCAAGACGAUGACGGUGUCCCAGAUUCUAAAUUAUUACAGGACUCAGAGAAAUCGGAGACUUCAUACAGCGAGUCUGACUAUACCGAUGUGGUCGUCCCAGAGUGGAGGACAUCACAUGACUUUGUAUCACCUGAAGUGGCCUUAGAUGUUGCCGAACCACCUCCCAAGAGUCCUAAGCCUAGGUUCAGCCUGCCGAUUGAACUGGAGAGCGCAUCACAGCCGGAGAGACAUGACAUGUUGUCACCAGACCAUGCCCUGCCCAAGCCAUUUCACAGUGCACACACGUACAGGAACGUCACCCCAUUGUUCGUUAUGCCAGCAAGGCAAACCAGAGCCUCUGACAAGGCUGGAGUCAAGCGUGAAACUGACUCAGCAGAAAGAAGACCAACCUGUCAACAAGGAGAUGACGUAACAGUGCAGGAAACGGACAAUGACCAGGAAGGAAUUCAGAUGGAGCUGGCUGAUAACUUUGGGAGUUCUGCAAGUCUACCGCAGGAAGCACAGUCAAAAGGCAGCCAACAGCAAACAGACCAAGAACCGAUAUCUGAAGACACUGAAGAAACGGCCGAAGCUUCCGACAUGCUACCCGAGUCCCGCCGGCGUGAAAAGCGCAUCAAGUCCCACCCAGCAGAGAGGUCCAUGCUGUACGAAGUCUGUCUCCCUGACUUCAUUAACCCCAUCACCUUGCAAAGGAAAGAUGGAAUUGAAGAACCUGGCCAGAUUUCCCCAACGACCAAGAAUGAAGUUGACGAGUCACAGGGUGAAAGUUCAGAGGUGGUUGAGGACGCAUAUUUUGAACUGGCUGAAGCAAGGACACAGGAAUUACCAGAUACAGAACAACACCUUGAGGGUGAAGGCUCAGACAUGCUGUGCAACCGAUCAAGGCGUCAACGCUUCGCCGUCAAAAAGAGAGACUCGAAUGCGGCCGGCCGCGGACGCAACAAAUGGCAGCACGAGUCAGCCCCAGCCACGCUAGGGGGCUUGGAACGACAGGAGGCUAUCACAGAGCAGCUACCCACAGAAGUCACUAGCCCACUGGAUGGCAAUAAUAGACUUUCCCAAGCAAGCUCAGCUGGAAGCGCCAUAUCAUCUCUCAUCAGCAACGUCUCCAUUGGGGAUGCAGAUCAGCUGUCCUCAGACGAAGAGGAUUAUGAGGACGUCCAGGCACCGCCCUCAGAUGCCCCAGGUGCUGAUGUCGUCCCACCACUGGCAUCACCGACAAAACACAUGGACGGUAAGGAUACCAGACCACUACCAUGUGAGGACAUUGGCGAGGACGACACUUACUCAACUCUGUAUGAGGUCCGUGCCAGUGGGCCGGUACGGCAUGAAGACAAUGACGUCCUCCCUCAGAGAGGUAGUGAGGACAAUGAAGAGCUUAGCACUAAAGACGAAGAACAAGACCGUGUACCUGUGGAGAUCGAGAUGCAGCCCAUGAAACUUAAGUCUCCACAUUCCACUGACAAGGAGUCCAGACGUAAGGCUUUUGAGUUUCACAUGCCGCUUUUCCUGAGGAAAAGCAGCUCUGUGGAGUCUACCAUGUCGGGGCACUACAGCGACAAUCGCAGCAGCCGUUCCCUGACGACACACAGUGAGGACAGUGACGCGAGCAGUGAUUACCUAGAGGAGUUACCCUCUGUUGCCCAGCAGAGAAAUCGUGAUGCGAGAGACUCGAGCGCCUCUGAGGAUGGAGUGUCCGUCAGAUCUGGAAACAGAGUGUCGAUGGACUCUUUGAAUCUGAGCGUCCAGUCCGAGCUGCAGGACAACCUCCGACGGAGAAGGCGUAAGAGCAGCGAGCGCGGCCGACCGGCCUCUGAGUAUGAUCGACCCGCCUCUGCUGCAUCCAUGGAAUACGACAGGCCGGUUUCCAUCGCGUCAUCGGAGUACGACAGACCCAUCUCAAGCUCAUCUGCCGAUUACAUUGGUGUCUUGAAUAGCUUCCACAAGGACGGGAAGAGAGACGAAGACAGUGAAGGUUUCUCCUUAACCUGGAACGUAGACCACGGCGAGGAUGACAGAUAUCGGCCAAAAAGCGAAGAGCUGCCGCAGACGACGCCUGCCAAGUAUGCUUUGCCGCGUAAAGGCAGCAACGCUGCCAAGCCCGUUCCUGCCCUGCCCACGGCCUACAAAGCUCUCAAACCACCCAAGGCACCUAGGCCCUACAGUGAGCCCAGCCCUCAAAAGACCAAGAGAAAUAGUCUGGUCAAGAUCCUUCCCGUUCCCAGCAAGGAGGAGAUUACUGAACAGUUCAGUAAAAUGUCACGACAGCGUUCACGCUUUGUGUCUCAAGAACCUCUGUUCCAGAUUUACCAGGAAGACGCCCGCAGUCGAGAGUCCUACCUCCGCCUCAUGAACGUCUCUUCCCUGGAAUCCCUGGCCAAGUUCCUCGAGAACCAGGAAGCCCUCAAGAAGGAAAAACGGGAGAGUGAGUCUAUCCCGACCCCGUCCCAGCUCCCCGAGUACCGGGUCCUCAUGUCCGACGAGGAGAUGUACCGCUACCAAUCCGGGGAGGAGUGCAAAUCGGGGGAUGUCCAAAACAAGGAUAUUAACCGUGCCUCCCGAUCGGGGGAGGAGCAGGGAGAAGCCGUUUAUCAAUCGGUGGAGCCCAUUUACGAACCCCCCGGAGAGCUCUACUACGACACUGGCAACAUCCUGCAGAACAACACCAUCUACGAGUCCGGGAGCCUGGGGAGUUCAACAGGGGAGGGGUCGGGUGGCAGCAGUUCGGACGUGGACAUACCCAAGCCUUAUGGUCUGAUGGAACGUACAAAAGUGAGCAGCGCAGUGCGACGGUCAUUCUGGAGUGAGCUUCCGGAGGUCAUCAGCAGUGGGUUAUUGGAGCAGAUGACACAAGAAGAGAAACGACUUCAAGAGGCACUGUUUGAAGUCAUCACCUCAGAAGCCUCCUAUCUCCGCAGUCUGAAUCUAGUGGUGGAACACUUCCUGGAGGAUCCCAAACUCCAGCCCCCUGCGGACCUGCUGAAAAAGGCCCAGGAUUCUGAAGACCAGGUCAAGCUUCCUGAGGUUGAGCUGAACAAGAUCAUGCCCGCCGGGGGUCAGCUGAACAAGGAACAGGCCCUGAAGGGUCAGCAGCCUGCGAAGGGUCUUCUGAACAAGGUCCAGCACCAUCUACUCUUCUCUAACAUCAAGAGUGUGAGGGAUGCCAGUGAGAGGCUUUUGUUAGAUCUUGAGGAACGACUGAAGGAUAGUACCAUCAUCAGUGACGUCUGUGAUCUCCUCCUACAACACUUUGAAAAAGGGGGCUUCAACAGUUACAUCGUCUACUGUGCAAAUCACCAGUAUCAAAUCAAAAUAUUGGAGGAACUAAGGAAGAAUCCAUUAUUUCUGGAAGUCAUUAAAGAUCUGGAAAGCAAACCAGCCUGCUGUAGUCUUGAUCUCCAGUCGUUCCUGAUGCUGCCAUUCCAACGCAUCACCAGACUGCCAUUGCUGAUUGAGGCUAUUCGACAGCAGACAAAGCUUCAUGAUCCAUUGCACUCUACUGCCUUGGAAGCUCUGAAGGCAUUGCGAAAUAUGGCAGAGAAAUGUAACGAGGAAGCCAAGCGGAUGGAGAUGAUUGAAGAAGUCACGCAGCUGGCCAAUCAGUUGGACUUCAGGGAAGGAGUCAAGAAAAUGAACUUGUCGGGGACAACCUCCAUCGUCAAGAGAGGGCGCCUUCACAUCAUCAAGAAAGACAACAAGCUACUCACGCGAGGCAAGCUGAUUGCUAAAGCCAUUUAUGUCAUCGUCUUCACUGACAAAGUCGCCAUCUGCAAGCAGAAAAUGAAGGGAGAGCAACUGAAAUACGACGUCUUUGACUGGUGUCCGAGGAACCGAGUACAAGUGGAAGCUGUGGACAAUCCCCAGCAACACCCCAAACUGCCGGACGGCGUGCCAAACAACUGCAAACACGUCUUCAUCAUCUCAUUCCUGGAGAACAGUCAGAAGAAAGAGGUGGUUUUCGCCGUGGACGCCAACUCAGUAGCUGAGAGAGAGCGCUGGAUGGAUGCCAUGCACCCUGUCAAGAAGACUGAGGACGGAGAGACUAUUUAUGAAUCUUGGGAUUGUCCCCAAGUGUUGUGCAAUCAGGCCUAUGAGGCCCAGGACAGGGAUGAGUUGAGCCUGGAUGUCCACGAUAGAGUGGACAUUGACAAGAAGAUCGACGGUUGGUACUACGGCACGCGAGUCAGCGAUCACGCCAAGGGCUGGUUCCCAGCCAAUCACACGCAGGAGAUAAUCAACGACCACGUGCUGGCACGUAACCUCAAGCAGCGACACCGACUACUCUCAAUGUGCGACCAACACCUCUGGAAGGCCAAAAAUAUGAGGAAGUGAGCCCUCUGUUGGUCACAUGAACUGCUGUUGCUCUAACAACCACGUGGACCAAAUGAUAAAAUGUACAAUAAGCUGUUUCAAAAUGACAACACGUGCAUCAGCUCUGGUGAUAUAGAAGGUACACAUGCAGCUUUCUGCUGAUGACAUGACAUCACAUGACCACAUCACAUGACCAAGUCAUAUGACUUCCCAGUAAUACUAUAUUUCCCAGGAGCCCUUGAUGCCAACAUAAACCUGUGAUUCUCAUCAAAACUGAAUCGUGAAAAAAGUAGCCUGCUCGGAUGUAUGGUCUGAUGGUCACAUGACCUGGAUCACGUGGAUUACCCUAAGGUCACAUGAGUCUGUGUCACAUGACAUUCUGUAGUUCUGUAAAUGUGAUUCUCAUCAAAAGUAAAUCGUAAAACAAACCCAGCCUGCUCGGAUGUAUGGUCUGACAGUCACAUGACCCAAGGUCACAUGAGUCUCUGUCACAUGACUUUGUGUAGUACUGUUUCCUUUACGGGCAUAUGUCUAUGGCUAUGCUGUUAACUAUUGGUAACACUGCAGUCAUAGCUGUAAAAUAGCUGAUUCUGACGCGACCUUAUGAUGCCAGUCAUGAUAGUUCUCUAUUCAUUUCUCACUUAAAGCAAUUGCAAUUCAUUAACCCUAACAUCUUUAGGGCUGUUUGGGGGUCAAGGACCAAAUACCACAGAAUACAACAUGUGUUGUGCACACUUGUAUGGAAAGAAAUGCAUACUACAGCAGUAUUUUAUAGCUUUAGGUUAGGUUAGGGAACUCUAAGAAAUGAAGGAUAAUGUCAGAUGAGGUGAUUGACAAAUACAACACGGCACUUCCAGAAACAGAAACAGACGGUAUUUCCAUUAAUAAAAGAACAUUUGGAUGACGGGGGAAAAAAAGCUGCCUUGUAUAAAAUUAAUGGAGGCUGUCAGAAUAUUUGUAAUUCUAAUCUUUUGGUAAAAAAAAAGUAAAAGAAGAGUUGCUGUCCUCUGUGGGUAGAAAUGCAAAAGCGCACCAUGUGUUGGACACACAUAGAAUGACGACGUACUGUAUUUUUGUAACUUGGGGGCGGGGCUUGGAUUCCCCACCCCUCAAAAGACACAAAACCAUUUCAAUGUCGUUUAAAAAUGGCAUACUUGUUGACACCAUAGUAUUGUUGAUGCACAGAUCGGGCUGUAGUAUUUUAGCAGUAUUCCUCUGUAUAUAGCUGUAUAUUUGUAAACUAUUUUUUUCCUGCGAUAUAUUUAACCAGAAAGUAACUUAUGCCUUGACUUUUGAAGUACAUCAAGUAUAGAAUAUGCUGAAUAGAUGUUUGCCACUGGCAACUCCUAUCCCCAUCAUAGUAUUAGUGGGAACCAUUUAGUGGCAAAUGUUACAUAUAUGGGGAAAAGUGCAAGGGCGGAUCCAGAACACAAUUUUUGGGGGGGGGGGCCAAAAAAAAAAAUUUGGUCCCCAAAAAGUGGGUCCAAAAAAUUACCGUGUGGGGUUUGGGGCCCGUUUAUUGGCCCUGGAAAUUGUUUUGAUUCUAGAUGCUCUGUGGUGCGAUGUGAGGCAAUUUCUGACCAAUUUAACCAAUUUUUAUUUUAGGAAAAGAUGGUGGUGUUGGCAGUGGUUGCUUUUUUUGCGACAUCACUUGAAAAAAAUUAUA
Patiria miniata (bat star) is the source of this 7809-nucleotide messenger RNA. RefSeq lists its product as uncharacterized. Gene Ontology annotation, biological process: activation of GTPase activity. Gene Ontology annotation, molecular function: guanyl-nucleotide exchange factor activity; protein binding. The record is from RefSeq and is a predicted model, not a curated record. The coding region runs from base 273 to 6164 and encodes 1963 amino acids. The transcript has 19 exons. Lineage: Eukaryota; Metazoa; Echinodermata; Asteroidea; Valvatida; Asterinidae.